This is a messenger RNA of Pocillopora verrucosa, 3199 nucleotides long. RefSeq names its product UV radiation resistance-associated protein-like. Gene Ontology annotation, molecular function: SNARE binding. Gene Ontology annotation, cellular component: endosome; lytic vacuole. The record is from RefSeq and is a predicted model, not a curated record. Gene Ontology annotation, biological process: SNARE complex assembly. Lineage: Eukaryota; Metazoa; Cnidaria; Anthozoa; Scleractinia; Pocilloporidae.
CAUGGCGAUUCGGCCAGUCAGGUGAUUCGACUGACCAAUUGAUCUUGUUUCACAAUGGAGUCUUGAUGAGUUUGCACGACUGGAAUGGCCAGUAAAGAAAGUCUUGGAAGAGUGAGACAUUUUGAUCUUAGUUCAAAACAGCUGCGACUGCGACACCUAAGAAGCAUCUCUGUUCGAAAAAUUAUUCCAAAGUUUUCCAUUUUUGGAGAUGAUUUGCUGGACUGCCUGCUGGAAACAUACUUCACUUUGCAUAGUGUUGAAGGAAAUCAGAAAGCUAUCUAUACCAGUGAGAAAAUCAAGUAUUCACUGAAUCCAACAUGGGCUAGUUUUGAGCCAUCUUCAUGGAAAGAUCAACAAUCAAGUGCUGUGUCUUCUGUCAUUGUUAGAGUAUGGGGAGGUCAAAAAGACACAUUUCAACUUAUUAUUGAGUGGAAGGUUCAUUUGCCAUCCCUGCAAUACCUUGGAGAACAGGUGAAGUCCAGCAAAUAUGGACAGAACACAGUUAUCUUUGGUCUCAUUGAUGGGUAUUACAGUGUACCUAACUGCCUGCCAAAAGAAGAGACUGCAGGCAGUGGUGAAAUUGCAGCUGUGAAAAGAAAAGAUGUUAUUAGAGUUGAAGUGGACCAGGUUCAAACAUCUUGUAAACUAUCAUCUAUUCAAAGACUACAGACAGUACAAAAGGCCAUUCUGCAGUCUCAACUGUCAGUCAGGGAUGUGCGGCAGGCCAUCCUAUGCAAAGUUGAAUCUGACAUCAAGUCUACUUCACAGCUAUCAGAAGAGGAGAUGCUGAAGUUGAAGAUCAAACUUUUAAGAGAGGAGUGCUUGUUAAAACAGAAACUCUUGUUGAAAGAAGGGGCAGAGGAGAAGAGUGUCUCUGAAAAACUGAAGGAAAGAGAAAUGAACCUUAAGAGGAACAGAGAGAAACUGGACUCUAAUAAAGUUUGUUUGAGAGAACAUAAGCAAGCACACGUAGAAAAAAGGGAAGCUUUCGUUAAGGUGACUGCUCAGAUGAAUAUGAGACGACGACAACUCAUCUCUGAGCUGAUAACAAUCUACCCCAUUGUUGAGUUGAAGAAAUCAAAAGAAUUUCUAAUUUCUGGCGUGCGGCUUCCUAAUUGUGAAUCAGACGAAUUCCAAGCCAUGGAUGACGAGACCCUGUCGGUUGCCCUUGGUUACACGUGUCACUUGGUGUGUAUGAUAGCUCAAUUCUUGGAUCUACCUUUGAGAUAUCCCAUGAAUUCUCGCGGCUCUAGAUCCACCAUUAUGGAUUUCGCGAUUGAAAAAGUUGCAGAGAAGGAGAGGCAGUUUCCGUUGUAUAAUAAGGGGAAAGAAAAAAUUCAGUUCUACUAUGGUACUUUUCUUUUAAACAAGAAUAUAGCCCAGCUUCGUCAGUUCAAUGGCUUGGGGACACCGAACUUGCGCAAUACUCUACCUAAUCUUAAAGACUUGCUGGAAACAAAGUUCCAAACAAGUGAAAAAUCUGCACCUCUCACAAUCAUACGGAAGUCUCCAUUGAAACACAGCCAUAAACGCUCAUCUACAUCAGGUGAAUCGGGAGAAUCUUCUCCUUCGAAUCCCAAACUUGAGGAUGUUCUUCUUAGGACAAUGAGUGCCUCCAGAUCCGAGGCGAAGUCUGUUAUGCCGGAAGCUCUGAGUGCAGCGCAAGUUAAUCUUGUUCCGAAUGCAGAAACUACUGUUACGAAAGGAGAUGACCCGAAUCCACCAACUCAACAUGAUUCGGUUGACUCGCUGGAAAAGCCUGUGUCGGAUGAUCGCGGGAAGGUUGCUACUGCUUCCUUAACAGACAGCUCACUGUUGCACAUACCCGCGCAAGGAACGAGUCAUUUAAAGUUUCUCGAACAACAGCGUUCCAAAAAAACCACUAAACUCGAAGACACUAAAAAUACUAAGACUAAAUCUCCAAGGACACUCUCCCUGAAGGGCCACAGACCAUCGAAUGUGGAGAAACGAAAGCUGGUCAAGAAUAACAGUAUGGAUACCGGAAUUGUAAAUAAAGGAGUCGCAUCUAAACUAGCGGAUGGUACUGUUAAUAACUUGAUUUCAAGUGCGGGAAAACGUGAUAUUUCUGGUCGUCAACACUCAGAAAGUUCGAGACAAGUUGGCUCUUCUGCCCCCAAUGGAGAACCCUCUACUGUGAAAGGAGACACCAGCAGCGGUAAAGCCGAUGUGUUGAACAAACCAAGCGAAUCUGAUAAACCGUUGUUCCGUAACGACGAACUUCGCGCUAAAAGGAAUUAUUUGUUCGAUGUGGAGGGAUCUCUUAAUUUCGACAGUUUCUGCGAAAAUGGAGAUAUAGAUUUAAGAUGAAAACGGAAUUUUUUUUCAAAGAUGUGUGUGUUGUACACAAAAAUUAUGCCCGUUAGCAAUUUCCAAGAUUUCAUAUGAUGAAAUUUUUUUUAAUAAAAUAAGAUGUCGCUAAUUUACAAUAAUUUCAAAUCUCAACCUCUCUUAGCUUGGAACCAGACAGUGAAAAUAAUUGGGGAAUGGUACAGAAAAAAAUAAAAACGCAGAAACUGCCUGUUUUUUUUUCCGGUCCCGUUCCCCAAUAAUGUGGCCAUAUGAUUUUUCAAUGAGGAUUCUGGUCUAAGGCGACACCGCCACGGAUCUUUUGUGCGUCAAUCCAUGCAGCGUCGCUUUUAUUUCUUGGCAGAAGUUCUUAUGCCAAAACAGAUUAGUUGGUUGAAUUCUUAAAAUGUUUUUCUUUUUCCAGGUAAAGAAAAUGACCUGUUUUUGCAAAGAAAUCUGAUAUAUGAUAACGAAACUGAGGGAUCUCUAAGGGAAUAGUGGUAAAGUAAUAACAAUUGGGGAAAUUUUAAGUUCUUGGUGGCUAAGGUUAUUAAUCUCUUUUUCUGACUGUUUAGCGAAUAUGAAUGAAACUUAAAUGGAACAGAAGACCUGCAUUGAGGACAGAUCCAUAAACCCACACAUAUUAUUUAGGAGAUGUGAACAUUUUCUUUCUGUCUGACCAAUCCCCCUUCUCCUUGUGAUUUUAUGUCUUUCAUCGAGUCCAAUCUUACCCACCUCGGGAUGGUGUCUCAUGGAUUUAGUAUAAGUGGUGGCCUGGGCACGAGGGAUUUUUUGUUCCUAAACUCUUUACACCUUCUGAUUUGUUUCUGGUAUUUCUGUGACUACUGUGGAAUAAUAUAUUGAUAACUGAAUAAACAGAACUUUGAAACUG